AUGAAAUGGCUGAAGCCUUCUCAACUCACAAGUUCACAAAAUGAGCAUAGCCAUCCAGUCCACACCACUAAUAGCAAUGCAAGCGAAGAUCAGUGCUUUCUUCAAACCACAACCAACCCCAAAACCCUAAACCAGACGCAGCUCGUCAGCGAUCAAACCAAUAGUACAGACCCUCCUCAUAUUGACUAUGGAACUGGCAUUCAGCAGAUUGAAGCCCCAAAAGAAUGCUGUAUAGAGGCUUUUCCUUUGGAAGUCAAUUCAGUCUCAACCAAAAUUCUAAACAAGAAGAGAAGGUAUGGUCAACUGCAUUUGGAUUUGGGACAAUCUGAUUUUCUUCUCCACACUUGUUCCGUAUGUGGAUUCAAGUAUGCUCGUGGGGAUGAAGAAGAUGAGAAAGUUCACAAAGAAUUGCACAAGGAGUACACUCAAGGCAUCCAGUUCAAGGGCUGGCACAAUGAGAGGGUUAUUCAUGUGCCUUCAACCAAUGCAGGACGAAUAGUCUUGGUGCUGGAUGGAGACCCACCCGCUCACAAGAAGAAGGUCCAGAAGGUUGUGGAGAUGAUGGAGAUGGAGCUUGGAAUUGGAUGGCUUAUCCACAAGCUUUGCAAGGUAUAUCUAUUUAUUUCCCAUCAUAGGAUUGCUGGUUGUCUAGUAGCAGAACCGAUUAAAAGUGCCUACAGGGUUCUUCCAAACACGGUCAUGUCAAAAGGCCUUGGCGGUACCACUGCAAGGAAAAAUAGCUUAAAUUUUUCAGCACUUCAGUUUGGAGAUAUUAGUUUUCAGAGGGAAGCUGUGAAAGGGGCUCCUUUGGCAAAUAGUCCUAAGCCAAUAGAAGCAGACCUCAUGGGAGCAGUAUUUCUCGAAAAAGAAGCCGUAACUGCUCUAUGUGGGAUUAGAGUCAUUUGGGUUGCACCAGCCAUGAGAAAGAAACGCAUAGCCAGCCAACUGUUGGAUGCUGCAAGGAUAAGUUUCUGCAAGGGUUUUGCACUGAAGACAUCUCAGCUGGCAUUCUCUGAUCCAACCUCUUCUGGAAAGGCAUUGGCAUCAAGAUACUGUGGCACAGCUGCCUUUUUAGCCUACAAAACUUUUAUUUGA
Ilex paraguariensis (yerba mate) is the source of this 1095-nucleotide messenger RNA. The record is from the annotation of a GenBank genome assembly. NCBI's taxonomy places the organism in Eukaryota, Viridiplantae, Streptophyta, Magnoliopsida, Aquifoliales, Aquifoliaceae.